Iphiclides podalirius (scarce swallowtail) is the source of this 708-nucleotide messenger RNA. The record is from the annotation of a GenBank genome assembly. NCBI's taxonomy places the organism in Eukaryota, Metazoa, Arthropoda, Insecta, Lepidoptera, Papilionidae.
AUGAAAAGUUCGGCGGCGGGCGGGCGGGCGGCGCGGGGCCGAUUUUUUCCGGCGCCGAGGGUGACUCCCCCGCGCGAGCGGCCGAAAACUUUUCCCGCUAGUUUCGACGGGGCGCACUUCGGCCGGUGCACGCGGCAGUGCGCGCGUCGCGCUUUGGCCGGCGCGCGGGAAGUUCGCUCCGUUCGAAUGUUAGUUAACUUGUCGAGUUCGACGUCGGCGUUCGGCGCGUGUGAAGUGCGUCCGCGUGCGUGUUGCGACGCGUGCGUCGGGUUCCGCGGCCGUGUCGCGACUCGCGGCGCGUGGGGCCCGUACUUGCGGUGUCCGCCGGCGGUGGCUAUUAAUACGCGGCGUACGUCCGCGCCCGUCGACUUCGGGCAAAGUUUCGCGGGCGAGUCGGUGCGCCGGCGAGCGAGAGGCGGCGACGGCGCGGGCGCGGCGGGCGGCGGAGCGCACUUUGCGGUCGGGCCUUUGCUGUUCACCCUUCAUUAUUCCAAAGUCCAAUAUUUGCACGAGAAGCACGACGACUCCACUGCUCGCGCACAAAUGCAAGGUCCUAGUCCGUCGCCCUCGUUAGAGAAGCUCAAAUUAAUGCAGGCCAUUCUCCGGCUGACGCCCGCCCAGUUGUUCUUAAAUCUAAUUACCAUCCCGCACCCGCUCCCGCCGCCGCCGCCGCUACCGCGACCGCUCCCACUAUGCGCACAGACUGAU